AUGUCGUUGUUCAAUCAGAUGAAGCUCAGCGUGGCAAAAGCGCUACAGUUCAGCACCGAUGGCAAUAUAUUCGAAAUCCCGGAAUGCGCUGUGCUCUCGACCACUGAUAAAAUUUCUAUCAAAGUGGCCAAUAUCACACAAAUGUACAUGCUUGCUCUUCGCAUUUCCGCUUCUCAUAAAAUCCAGAUCAAAGCAACGGUGGACUAUAUGGAGCACAACACAGCAAUUUUCAAUAUUCGGUUCCUGGUGCGAGACGAGAGGAGAAACAAGAAAACAGUGAUGUCCGCUGACUUGAGAUCCGGUAUGUUAAAAGAGGUACGAAUUCACAAUAACAAUGAUUUGCCACAAAACGAAAUGAUGUUGCGUCAUGGAAUUUGCAGCGGUUUUGAAGUGAAGAGUGCAAGCGGGGUACACGUGAUGGACGUCAAACUACCGAACAAUAACGCCACUUGCAUUGGCAAAAUUGUACACCCCUUCAACACCACUAUUUACAAGGUAACUGAUAUCAGGUGA
This is a messenger RNA of Gongylonema pulchrum, 513 nucleotides long. NCBI's taxonomy places the organism in Eukaryota, Metazoa, Nematoda, Chromadorea, Rhabditida, Gongylonematidae. The record is from the annotation of a GenBank genome assembly.